This is a messenger RNA of Eucalyptus grandis, 549 nucleotides long. RefSeq lists its product as uncharacterized. The transcript has a single exon. The record is from RefSeq and is a predicted model, not a curated record. Bases 1 to 549 code for a protein of 182 amino acids. NCBI's taxonomy places the organism in Eukaryota, Viridiplantae, Streptophyta, Magnoliopsida, Myrtales, Myrtaceae.
AUGGAAGUCCCCAACUUGUCAUAUCUGACAAAUCUGAAAGAGCUAUGCUUAAAUGAUGAUGAGCAGCCAGAAGGGGGGUCAUCGAGUCAGACCCCAAAUGUCGAGUGGAUCACGAGAUUACCAAGUCUAGAGACCUUGCAAUUGUCCGUUUCAAAGGUCACCAAUCUCCCUGGGAAUUUUAGUGCCCUUACUCAGCUCCGGGAACUCUCUUUAUCCUACAUGAAGGAGCUAGACCUCACACAACUUCCCUCCUCAAGCUUAUUGACUUUGCGGCUCAAAUACUGCAAGAUUCCGGAGCCAACAUUUUCUAGUCUGCAACAUCAUCUGUCAGAACUAGAACUAGAAUACUGCGAAUUAGCAGAGAUUGAUGGUCUUAAAGAUUUAAAUCGUUUGGUAGUCCUGACAUUGUCUCAUUGCAAGGGUGUGACAAACCUUAACGGGCUCAAGGAUUUACGACGUCUCAGGAAGGUGAAAGGUAUCUUUGAAGAUCGACCCAGUCUACCAAAAUUAUCCAAGCGUGUUAAACAGGACAUAUACCCAGAGGCUUAA